Molecule: messenger RNA, 7896 nt
Organism: Lates calcarifer (barramundi perch)
Lineage: Eukaryota; Metazoa; Chordata; Actinopteri; Centropomidae
Gene: ciita
Product: class II, major histocompatibility complex, transactivator
Exons: 22
Coding region: 86-5041 (1651 amino acids)
Biological process (GO): inflammatory response; positive regulation of MHC class I biosynthetic process; positive regulation of MHC class II biosynthetic process
Molecular function (GO): protein binding
Source: RefSeq, a predicted model, not a curated record
AAAUAAAAAAAAAAAUCUCAACCAUCUGUACUAGUAGCUGUCUCUUUUGCUUGACCUCAAUGUCUGGUGAGCAGACGUCGUUGCCAUGCCCCAGUUCGAGGAGGUCCUGGACAGAGUGCGCCAGGCUCUGACCUGGGCCUCUCCUUCUGAGAUCCAGGCUCUGCUGGAGGGUUUGGUGGAGGAGCGGAUCAUCUCGGACGCCUACAGCAAGAGCUUGAGUCUUCAUCGACUGGCUGAGGGAAUUUCAAAUACGGCUGUUCAUGGCAAACCGACGUGGGAACGGGAAUCUGAUCAGAUUCAUUCUCGAGGAUCCCAGUGGGAUCAUCUCAGCCAGGUGUGGGAUUGUGGGUCGAGAGAAUCUGCCGUCACUGACCACAACCAGACAAGAUUGGAGUCUAUGUUAUCAGCGCAUGAAAAUAACAGCACGAGAUCCAGUCAAAGAAUGGAUCUGCUGUAUGAAGACAGAGUUAUUCAUGGGAAUGGACUAAUUCAUGAAUUGAAUUGGGGGCCAGCAAUGGAUGACCUCAAUCAUAGGAUCAUGUCCACACCCAUGACAUGCGAUGACCAACACAGCCUCAGACUCAAUGAUGAAAUCGCAGAGCUGCUGAGAAGUGCAGAAUUAAUGCUGAAGCCAAUAAGUGAUAAUGAAAGAGUUGAUGAGGGGAUUUCGGAGGAUGAGAAGGAGUGGUUAGAGAAAGUAGAGGAGGCGGCUAGGAGGAUAGCUGUCCCUCUAUGGCAGAACUGGGACAGAGGACAGAGGAUGUUGCUGCCUCUGGUUCCUUGUAUGACUACUGGCUGUGCAACAAAUGAAAAUAAAGCGACAGACUGCGAGGCACAAUGCCCUGAUGUGAACAUGGAAGUGGAAGCAGAGCUCGCACUUGCUUGCAAAACACUGGACCUCUACACUGACAGCUUCAGGUGGAUGGAGAACACAGACACAAGCUUUGCACUGGAUUCAGGAGGAGACACUGAGGGCCUCUGUUUCUCUGGGGUCAGCAGCGCGGUGGUGACCGCAUUGAACAAGGAUCACUUUGAUAUCUAUGGAGCAGCGAGAAACCCCUCGCCUGUGCAGGCCAGCGCGGCAACAGACAACACAGACACCUGUCUGGAAGGACAGGUCAGCACCUGCUGGUCAGCCGAUGGGACAACAGACACAACAGAGGACCUGAUGUGUCUCACAGGAGAUGCACAAUAUGGCACAGAUGCUAGAUUUGCAGAUGUGGCAGAUUUACUUUCACCUUGCACUCCGACAGACACUCACACUCUUGCACAAUAUAACUCAUUUUACUCAAAAACAGGUCAUAGCAUGACAUUAGGAGAUGUGGACACCUAUAGCUCGACAAGAUGCAGCGCUGAUUGCAUAACAGACUUCCAUGAGAAGAGAGAGGAUGAGGAGAGUCUGGAUUCACACUGGGGUGCCAAGAUGCAAGAAGUAGAUCAGGACCAAUCUGAUCUUACCUUCACAGAUUUAGAUCUACCAGAUGAUAUAUCUGAAUUCAUGAAUGAAGACUACCUAUUAGGCACAGCAGAUGUACUGUUCGACUGCGAUUCUUUGUUGAAUUAUGAGGAAUUCAACAACCCCAGUGACAUUGUUGUGACAACAGAGCUGCCCCGUCCGGAUAGCCACGAGGAGAGACAGGAUGAACCACCAAGCCGAAAAAGACGGAAAGUUCCCCGGGCACAGCAGUGUACUGAUGAGAACACACCAUCCAGACCAAAAAGGUCCAGGAGAGCAGGUAAAGCACAAACAAAAGAGCCACAAGAUGAGCCAGCUGUCACUCAGAGCAUUGACACAGGACCAGAGCCAAGUCUUACAGAGACAGAGGGCCUUUCCACCCCUCCAACAAGAAUCCUUCACUUCCAUCCCUCCAUUCGGUUCAUCACCAUCCCAGACGCUCAAGGAUAUCACGUGGUUCAGACUCUGAGGUUCCGUCCUCCGGUUAUUACACCUACAUAUAUAUUAGUUCCUGCUCCCUCCACACCCUCCAAACAUGAAAUGCAACCACUCUCGCCGGAGGACGGGGCAGUAGCACCAGUCCAAAUGAGCUCAUCGCCACCAGGAUCUCUUUCAGACACUGCUAGCAAAGCCAUGGCAACCCCUGUCUCUUCACCAGUCUCCCCUUCCACUGAGAUAUCCCCAUGUAAAGAAUCACCUCUUCCUCAGUCUCCCACCGUCCUUGACAUUCCACAUGUUGUUAAGGACUACAUUCAGGAGGCCAAAGCCCACAUGAAUCAAACUUGCCAGGAUAUGGAGGAGGGUCUUAGCUUGACCUCUCAUUACGUGGAUGUACAAUUGAGUCACAGAGAGAUUCGUUCUGGAAAAAACACAAACAAAUGCCUGGACAAGGAGCUUGUCAUCAUGGGAGAUACAGAUCGGCAAAAAAGCUUGUUGGGGAAGAGUCAGAUCUUUGAAAGGUCAAAUGGGGAUAAAUCCAAACGCUACAUAUUGCUACUUGGCAAUGCAGGCAUGGGAAAAACCACCCUGAUCAGGAAGCUUUGUCUUGACUGGUCCAGAGACUGCAUCCCACAGUUUGACUUUGUCUUCUUAUUAGACGGCAAAGCACUCACCUUAACAAAGCCAACCUUCAGCCUUCAGACCCUCCUACUAAACCUCUCCGCCUUUGCCCCUUCCUGCAUGGACCCAGAGGCAGUUUAUGCUCAAAUCCUUGCAGCCCCUAAGCGAGUGCUCAUCAUCUUUGAUGGGUUUGACGAGUUGAGGGAGUAUGAAAUGCUACUCCAGACUCAAGAAAAAGACUUGAUAACGUCUUUGCAGAAAGACAGUAGAGCACAGACCUACACAGUAAGACAGUUAUACUCUGCCAUCCUUCAGAGGGUCCUUCUUCCAGGAUGCACUCUUCUGCUCUCUACACGACCAAGAGGUACUGCCAACCAGCUUCUCCGUCGGGCAGACAGCUUUCUGGAAGUAUGUGGCUUUACUCCCACAGAUGUAGAAACAUAUGUGUCCCAGUACUUCACUGAUACUGCCCUCAGAACAUCUGCUUUAGAGUGCUUAAAAAACUGCAGCUAUCUACAUCUCCUCUGCUGGAACCCCGGACUAUGUCGGUUGGUGUGCUUGGUUUUGGAACAGUCCAAAGGUUUGGAGGUCCUACCAAGAACUUUAACUGGGCUCUGCCAUCAAGUGCUUUGUUUGAAAAUGGAAAAAGACAGUAGGAGCACAAACGUACAGGCUGAAGUUCAAACACAAAUACCCCUGCAAUCUGAAGAAGAAACACAGACACAAAUCUCAAGCAAUAAUCAAAGAAACAAAAAUACACAGACAAAGUCCAGAGCACAGGGUCGCACUCGCACUAGGUCUCGCACUCGCUCCCAAAGAAAAAGGGGGGCAAAAGAGCAGGAGAAUAAGGAAGAUGAAGUGUACAGAGAGAUGAACAGUGGUAGCAGGGAAGCAGAGGAGAGAGAGUUGCUGUCUCAGCUGAGCUCCUUGGCCUGGGAGGGGGUCAAAACCAACUCCUCCAUGCUUCCCACCAGACGGACUUUAUGUGCCAAACUCAGGGCUUUUGGCCUUAGGACAAGGCUUUUCCUCUCUCACCCCCUGAGGACAAGGUUGAUGGUCUCAAUUGGUGAGAGUGAGGGAGGAGGAAGGGAGGACAAAGAUGAGAUGGGAGGGGGAGGAGAGAGGAAGGAAAACAGAGGGAGGAUGGACAUGGAGAACUGUGACGCCAGUGAUGACCACAUCACAUUGUGGGCCAACCCUUUCCUUCAGAGUUACUUGGCGGGUGUCCAUCUAUCUUUGUCAAGGACUGUAUCAGACCGCACCUUCCUCCAGACCCUCCCUUUCCAGUCAGGCCCAAAGGGACGUCGGCGACCUCAAAGAGAGGAGCUUGAACUCACUCAGCGAUUUGCGGUUGGCCUCCUCUUCCACAACAGAACAGAGCUGCAGAGGCUUCAUUCAUACACAGAGACGUCUUUCAGGGAUAUGGUGGUCAGCAAGCAAGGUUUAGUGACAAAACACCUUGAAGGUCUUUCUUACAGUGACCUGAGUCCUGCCCAAGUCCUGGAGGCAUGUCACUAUGUUUAUGAAGCAAGUUUCAGCCAUGGCAAUGGCAGCAGAGGCAGUGGCAGCACACAAUUGGUCGCUCACCUGGCAGCAAAUCUUCCAGAAGUCCUGACAUUUCAUGGAGUUCCACUCAACCCGACGGAUGUGUUCACCGUGCAGAAUACUCUUGAAAUUGGUGGGACUGAAGGGAGAAGUUUCUGCUUGGAUCUGGAGGAUUCAGGGAUACAAGUUUCAGGACUCAGGGCAUUGGUGGGACUCAACAACAUCAACACAUACAGGGCAUGCAUUGCUGAUGUUAUCACCCUAUGGGAGCAGCUGGAGAAGAGUAGUGAAGAGGGACUCCUACAAGGGGCAGUGUCCAAGUUAAAGAUCCACCCCCUGAAAGCCACACAAGUGUGUCAUGUAGAGCACCUAGCAAAGCUGGUGAACAUACAUAUGCACAAGAGGCUGUCAGACAGUUGCAGCCAAUCAGAUUCUAUCCUGGCAGAGGGAGUACCAGCUGUCAAAGAGUUACGCAAGCUGGAGUUUGAGCUUGGUCCAGAGAAAGGUCCCCUGGGUCUUCCCAUGCUGUGGGAGCUCCUACCAGGUCUACACAACCUACAGCACUUAGAUCUGGAGAACAGUAAGAUAGGGGACGAGGGAGCAGAGAAAUUGGCUGAUGCUUUAGCCUCACUCAGUUCGCUGGAGAUACUCAAUCUGUCACAGAACUGUAUAGGAAACCAUGGGGUGAAGAGACUUACAACCACAUUAAGGGAUCUGCCCAAACUGCACUGUUUGAGUCUCUACAGUAAUGUGAUUUCUGACGAAGGGGCAGAGAGUUUAGCAGCUGUUCUCCCACACAUGGCGUCACUCACCGCCCUGGAUGUGAGCUACAACAGGCUGACAGAUGUUGGUGUGCAGAGCCUUGGAGCCAGUCUGAGAAACUGUCAAAAGAUGAAGACUUUAAGAAUGUGGAACCAGUUUAUCCCAUACGGAGUCUUUGAACGUCUUCAGCAGCAGGACAGCAGGAUCCUCUGGCAUUAGAACAAUAUGGAACCUCUUUACUACAGGGCUAUGAACUUUUUUUUUAUCAUGCAUCUGAAGCAUACAUGUUUACACUACACAGUACAUUUUCUAAAUGCAUGAAUGCUUGAGCAACAAUAGCAUGAACAAAGAGAAAGAGACAAACAAAGAAACAAACCACACAUGCGGAGGUAUUUGCUGCUAGGAGUUUAUCUUUUUAGAGUCUUUCUAAGAUUCCACUCAGUCCUCGAAGGACAUAAUUAAUCCUCCAGCGCUACGCAGUACUGCAAAGUGUGUGGUAAUGUUCGCACAAAUUCAAGAAGCAUAUUUGCACUAUGAGGUCGGCUGUUUUUUCAUGUUACCAGUUAUAGAUUUUGUUCUGUUUGAUAUCAUUGGCUAAAUAGUUUGCUUCACUAUAUUUUUGUGGAAAUAAUGACAUAUCAGUUUACACUCUGUCUGCAGCUGUAAAUUAUAAAUAGCUUUACAGUCAUCUGACAUUUCUUGUUUGAUAAAUAAAAUGUUUCAAGUCAGUUAAAUGCCUUCUUUCUUUCUCCACUCACCAUUUCACUUGUUAACUAAAUUUGCCAGUGUAUUUAAAAACCUCUUUUCACUUCCUUGCCAACAGGUUUCAGUUCUCUAAUCUGAUGGCAACUGACCUUUAAUAGUGUUACUCUGUCCGCAGCUCUUCGUAGUUGAUUACGUUAUUUAAUCUGUUUUUAGUCAUAUGAAUCAGAUGGAAUAGAGCGAGGACAGACUUUCCCUAAUGUUGAUAUUGUGGUAAAAGUAAGGGGAAAAAUUCAACUGCAUUGACACUAGACAUAAAUACUUAGUUAUUACUUAUGGUGGUCCCUAUGGUGGACUCUGGUGUCUCUUCAGAUUUAUACUGUCCUGAAAGAGGUUCUCUAAGAAUUCCACCUAUUUCUGUAAAUUCAGUUUACUCAUCACAGAGGCUGCUGAUCACUGUGUGAAAACAGUUGUAUAAUGUUGCCUGUUUAUUAAAUGAAAGCAGCAUUUAAUAGACAUUUUUCAGCAGAAAGCCUGUGUUACAAACUGAUGGGCACAUAGUUUGAGAGACAUUAAAAUUUACCAGAAAAGCAGGCUUCUGUGUUGCAUUAUGGGAAGGAUCUAAUGUUUUGAGGGCUUAACCUAUAGUUGAAGAAGGCACUGAUGCUUUGAUUUUGAUUUUUGCCUAAUCUGUCUCUUGUAAGUCCUUCGAAGUUAUGAAACCACAAUUCUAAAUCACUGGAGUGCCCCUUUAAAAGUAAAGUUUAACAAAAAAACAUUGGGGACUCACAGGUACCCUCCACAAGUUUAGACAUUAGGACCAGAUUCUACCAGACCACUGUAGCAUAGCACACAUCUCCCAUUUGUUCAUCAGUUUAAAUGUGAAAAAAAGCUAAAUUCUAUCUGAUCAUGAGGUUAAUCUGGGUCACGUUUGUUUUCAAAAUGUUGCUGCAGAUAAUUUCACAUUUGCAAUUCAUCAUCUAUGUCAUGGAUGAGAUGCACUUUGAAGUUACUGGCGGAUUUUUUUUGUGUGUGUGUGUGGUUGCAUAGUUGGUUUUAGAGGAACAGUCCUGUCUUCAUUUUUUGCAUGUCAUUCAUUUUGUGUUGUUUACAUGAACCCUGUAAGAAUGGAAAUACAAAAUGAAUAAGAAUUAUUAAUUAAUAAUAAUAAUAAUAAUAAUUACCUAAUUAUAUUUGGUCACUGUAAAUAGACUGAGCCAUGCUCAUCAUUAACACAAAGGGAAAAUAUCUGAUUCAGUUUACCACAUGUGAAACAGUAGUGGCUCAGUCUAGAAUCAUUAUACUCUUCAAACAAAUCUGAAGACUGGCAACUUCCUGUCUGAUAUAUUAAGGGUUUCUUUUCAUGUACACCAGCAGUAUCAAAGCUCACCAAUGAGCUGCUGUUGUUCUCUGGUGCUCUGGUGCUCUCUUGAGGGCAAAAGGCAGCAUGACACCAGCACAGCACAUGACCACUAACAAACAGUCUGAGAUGAACAUAUACACUUCAAAUACAUUAAUCCAAUGCACUGUAAUCUAAACACAUAUAUCUAAAAUAACAGUUAAAGAACAAAAACCUGGCAUUCGCUCAAAGUUUAUUAAAUAGACACAUUGGAAAAUAAAACUCUGUCACGAUCCAUAGCUUAUUACAGCAUGUGCAUGUCUGCGAAGAAGCAGAUGUGGAGGGAGGACGCAAGCACUGGGUAAAGGUUGUAUGUUGAUGAUGAUAAUGAUGACAUCCAUCAAACCAAGCAAAGGCUUUCAUCUGUCACAGUCCACAUGAGAGUUUUCAGUGAAUUAAGAUGCCGUGAGCAGAGUGGCCGACACAGUGAGCUGUCAUGCCUGGGAAAUGGCACAUCUUUCACUUGUAACUAAACACAAGAGAUUUAUAAACAGUUUUCAUACAAAACAAGGAUCCUCCCCAUCUACCAGCUUCAUUUGCUACUGAUUUCUCAAUACAGGGAGUGACUUUUAUAUUUGAAUUACGCAACUCAUCGACUGAUAUUACACUGUGGUUAAAAAAAUAAGAUAUAGUUAAUGUCGUCAAUUUCCAGCAUGAUGCGGAUUACACAUCGUCAUUACACAUUAUUUAUUAACUAUGCACGGUCAAUCUACAGGAAGCCCUUACCUGAUUCUGACUAUCUGAUCAGAUUCAACACAAACAUGUUUUUAAUAUUCAAUGAAUAUUAGUAUCCUGAGCUUUAGUGUCGUGUGGUCUAAAUGCUGUUUCAGAACAUUUUAUAUCUUGCCAAAAACAGAAUUCUUACGAACGUACUGACUAACACGGACAAAUUCAAAUAUUGUAAAUGUCACCAUGAAAUAUUGCUUAAUGGCAGCUUUAAUCCAAAAAGAAAAAAAAGAAUUUGGUUAUCAGC